Messenger RNA from Aspergillus tubingensis, 408 nucleotides. RefSeq names its product putative small nuclear ribonucleoprotein (LSM7). Gene Ontology annotation, biological process: nuclear-transcribed mRNA catabolic process; mRNA splicing, via spliceosome. Gene Ontology annotation, molecular function: RNA binding. Gene Ontology annotation, cellular component: catalytic step 2 spliceosome; U6 snRNP; Lsm1-7-Pat1 complex. Lineage: Eukaryota; Fungi; Ascomycota; Eurotiomycetes; Eurotiales; Aspergillaceae. The coding region runs from base 1 to 408 and encodes 135 amino acids. The record is from RefSeq and is a predicted model, not a curated record. The transcript has 3 exons.
AUGUCCGAAAGAGGCUCGUUCCGUGGAGGUGGUCGCGGCCGCGGCGGAGGCUAUGACCGGUCUGGCGGUCGUGGCGCCCACAGAGGUGGCGGUGCUGGUGGCGGUGCUCAGCAGCAGCAGCAGGAGAAGCCCAAGAAGGAAAACAUCCUCGAUUUGAACAAGUACAUGGACAAGGAGGUGCGCGUCAAGUUCAAUGGCGGUCGUGAGGUUGUUGGUCUGCUCAAGGGAUAUGACCAGCUUAUGAACCUGGUCCUGGACGAUGUCAAGGAAUCCAUGCGCGAUGACGAGGGCAAUGAGAACACUCGCUCGCUGGGCCUCGUCGUGGCCCGUGGCACCAUCAUCGUCCUGAUCUCGCCCGCCGACGGCAGCGAGGAGAUUGCCAACCCCUUCGUGCAACCCGAAGAGUAA